Austrofundulus limnaeus is the source of this 202-nucleotide messenger RNA. RefSeq names its product beta-galactosidase-1-like protein 2. Gene Ontology annotation, molecular function: hydrolase activity, hydrolyzing O-glycosyl compounds. The record is from RefSeq and is a predicted model, not a curated record. Lineage: Eukaryota; Metazoa; Chordata; Actinopteri; Cyprinodontiformes; Rivulidae. Gene Ontology annotation, biological process: carbohydrate metabolic process.
CUGGCUCCUCAGAGACGGCAGCAUGAGGCUGAGGACGACCCAUCAUGGCUUCACGCAGGCCGUCAACAUUUACUUUGACAAACUCAUACCAAAAAUGGUUCCUCUACAGUUCAAGAAAGGAGGUCCUAUCAUUGCUGUUCAAGUUGAAAAUGAAUAUGGAUCUUUUGCUAAGGAUCACAGUUACAUGUUAUUUAUUAAAGAG